Daldinia childiae is the source of this 1755-nucleotide messenger RNA. RefSeq names its product putative fungal specific transcription factor protein. The transcript is spliced from 7 exons. Gene Ontology annotation, biological process: regulation of DNA-templated transcription. Gene Ontology annotation, cellular component: nucleus. The coding region runs from base 1 to 1755 and encodes 584 amino acids. The record is from RefSeq and is a predicted model, not a curated record. Gene Ontology annotation, molecular function: DNA-binding transcription factor activity, RNA polymerase II-specific; zinc ion binding. Lineage: Eukaryota; Fungi; Ascomycota; Sordariomycetes; Xylariales; Hypoxylaceae.
AUGAACGAUCGUACGGACCCACCACUGCUUCUUCGCCGUAACGGUCGGCCUCAAGCAUGCGAUCCCUGCCGUAAACGUAAGCUAGCUUGCGAUCAUACACAGCCGGUCUGUAGUCGUUGUAAGAAGAGAAAACAGGAUGGCGAAUGCGUAUAUCUCGCGUCAGGGUCAAGGAUAUCGGCAUCCAAAAGCCCAUUGCCAUCUCCAGCGCCUUCUACACCGCUCCCAUCCCCUCGCCGCGGAAGUCUUCAGCACUCUCAGAAUAGCUCGGCGUUGACACCCGACGCUCAAGUUUCAGGCCUCACUCGACCUGGCUACCUCGGCCCAACCAGUUACUGUAAUAUCUAUGAAGACACCGAAAAUAGCCUUUCACUCCUUCAAGGAUCAGAUAGAGUCACUACCCAAUCCGAAAGCGUCGCUCACCAUACUCCUAUUGAAGGCUCCCAGACCAAUAUUUCUGCUCGAGUUCGUGAUAUGGCACUCGCAGUGCUACGUAAUAUACCCGAUCCGAUCCAGGGGAGUACUCUACGCUUCAAACCUGGGAGUGACGGCUGGAUACGUAAUAUUGCAGAGCCAGUAGUCAAGUCAUUAUAUGAGACUUUCGGUGAUUAUUUUAGCCCGGGAAAUCGACCGACUGCCAAAUUAGAGGAACUCGCUCAGAUUAUCUGUGCCAAUACUUUAAGGCCGUUUUCAGAUGACGAAUCUGACCCGGACAAGUGGUUUGGCCAAUUUUUGGGGAAGAACAUACGCUGGGAGUUAAUAGGAAUACUCUCCAUAUUUUGGGAGUUCGUUCCAGGUUCAACCACAGAGUUCUGGAACGGGAAGCGCUCCGCCGAAUUUGACCGUGGAUUCCGCAUAGCAAGGGAGAAUAUGCACCUAAGCCUGGAUUUAUGUAAAGAACUUUCUGCCGGAAACUCUAUGAUGCUCUGUUUAAGUCAGAGAUGCACCGUCAUGGAUUCCAUGUCUGUCGGAGAUGCCGAUGACCAGGGUUGGAAUACCGACGGAGAGAUAUAUCCUUCUACUAAUAUUCGUGCCCGAGCAAUCAUCGCCAUUAUCCGCGAAGAAAUAUUCAAAAUUGCUCUCAACCAUAGACAAAACGUUCUUCCAAACGCACUUUCCAUUGAAACUCUGCUCCAACUUCGAUCUCGCGAGCUUUCAACAGUUUCCGCAUUCCCUUCAUGCUUGCGCUUCGAUCCUUUUGAUAUUGAUGACCCCGAUGUUCCCAUAAAUCACCUAUCUGCGAGGUUAUUUAUACAGCAAGAGCAUUUACAAAACAUGUUUUUUAUCGAAAGACUCUUGCUUCGAUUCGGCCAUCAAGACAAGGGCGAUUUAUUGAAAGUUAGCUACGACUUAGUUACUCAGACAUUACCUUGGAAUGACUGUGAAUGGCUUGUUAUGGCUUACGCCGUUCCUGCUGGUGGUAUACUCUGUUUAGAACUUCUAAAGCCUACCCUCCAUUUGAGGCCCCAUAACGACUCCAGGAUCACUCGUUCCAACAUCAUCCAGAAGUUGAGUCUCCUCGUCGCGUUUCUCGACUGGGUCAGCCCGUCAGCGCCGAACGGGGAUUUAUGCAACGACGCUAAGUCAGUAAUACAACGCGUUCUCGAUCAGACAUUAAAUGCAGCAUCGAGUAUAUAUGAGCCCCCUGCGGUAUUUCAGUGGGAUUCAUCAACACAAUUAGACUUCAAUUUUGAUCUCCUCGAUACGUUCGACUGGAUUCGCCCGGAUUUCCCUUCGAGUCAGCAGUCAAAUCAAUAA